Messenger RNA from Pimephales promelas (fathead minnow), 1368 nucleotides. NCBI's taxonomy places the organism in Eukaryota, Metazoa, Chordata, Actinopteri, Cypriniformes, Leuciscidae. The record is from RefSeq and is a predicted model, not a curated record.
UGAGUUGAAUUUUUCUUUGAAGGAUUCAGUUCGUGAAGGAGCCCCCGCAAGUUGGAAGAAGAAAGAGAAACUACCUCAAGUUACCCGUUCAUGGCAUAACUAUAUGUGUAAUACUGUCAUACAGGAUUUUCAGGCCUCUGUGCUACAGGUGUCCGAUUCAUCCUAUGAUGAACAAGUAGCUGCCCAAAUGCCCACUGUUCACUAUGAGCUGCCUAAUGGGUACAACUGUGAUUUUGGAGCGGAAAGACUUAAAAUCCCUGAGGGCCUGUUUGAUCCUUCAAAUGCCAAGGGUCUAUCAGGGAACACCAUGCUGGGAGUCAGCCAUGUUGUGACUACAAGUGUUGGCAUGUGUGACAUAGACAUUCGACCAGGUCUGUAUGGCAGUGUGGUAGUUACAGGAGGAAACACUCUCAUCCAAGGGUUUACAGACAGGCUUAACAGAGAACUCUCGCAGAAGACGCCACCAAGUAUGCGCUUGAAAUUGAUAGCCAAUAACACAACUGUUGAGCGCAGAUUUAGUGCCUGGAUUGGGGGCUCCAUCCUCGCAUCGCUGGGAACUUUCCAACAAAUGUGGAUUUCUAAACAGGAGUAUGAGGAAGGUGGGAAACAGUGUGUUGACAGGAAGUGUCCCUAACCAGUUCCUGCAACACCAGGUUGCCUUCUGACAGAGAUGAAAAUAAGAAUUAUACCACCCAGUAGAAAAAGCCUUCUUAGUGGACUCAGGAACUAACAAGGACAAUUGCUGUUAUUUUUAGUGCAAACAAACCAUAUUUUAAACAGUUUAUUGUGGUUGCACUAUUUUCUACUCCUCCACAUAAUAUUUUCAUAUCCAGUUUGGCUUUCCUGAUCAUCUGAUUCAUUCUAAAUAAGUGUCAAGGUUGUGUUUUGGUACAUGGGAAUUAUAAUCCCUUAACUGUAUCAGUGCUUAGGAAAGUUGAUUCAUUUUUUUUUUUUUUUUGCACCACCAGAAACCAAAUGUUUGUUAUUGCUUUUAACAAAUCGGCUCUUUUGGGAAUAAAAUUGUUUGUCUUAAAAUGGUCUAAAUUUAUCUCAUUUUGCUUGAUUAGGUUAGAUUGUCAAUGCGGUGAUUCUGUACUUUUGUUCUCAUAUUUAGUACGUUUCGACUGGUUUAUUCAUACUUGCGUAUUUAGAAAAAUCUAUACUUCAUGUGUCCCUUGAACUCAAGAAGAGGGAUGAUUUUCAAUCCUAAUAAUAUACAUCUUUGGAAAGACAUAAUUAAAAAAAGGUAACUACACAAACAGUCUCUGUUACAAGUUUGGUUUUAUUAUUUGACUGUACAACGUAUUAUGAGAAAUGAAAAGUAUUAUGUGUUGAGAAGACAAUAUUAAAUGUGAAAAGCCUUUUCAA